Molecule: messenger RNA, 3059 nt
Organism: Brachypodium distachyon (stiff brome)
Lineage: Eukaryota; Viridiplantae; Streptophyta; Magnoliopsida; Poales; Poaceae
Product: nitrate regulatory gene2 protein
Exons: 6
Coding region: 352-2817 (821 amino acids)
Source: RefSeq, a predicted model, not a curated record
UCUCCUCCUUUCAAGUCUUUUGACCGUUGUUGUUCGCCUUCUUUCUCUCUCUCUUCGCCUCUGCCACCCACACUCUCUCCCCUCUCUCUCGGCAGAAAUCCUUCUUGGGCUCUUCUUUGUUCUUGUUCUACGCGCAGAGAGGCCGAGGCGGCGAGGUCCCCGAAGAAGGGUUUGAGGGAGAAAAUUAAGGAUAGAGGAGAAGGAAGGUCGGUAUCGUCAGUUUGUAGGUUGGUUCGUGUCAUCUUCUGGUUCAUUGACUCCAGCUGCAAUGCACUCGGUGCUAACAAUUGAUCCUUCUGCGGCAUCAGUUCUGAACUGGGCAUGGCACUGAAACUAUAAGACUCUGGAGACAUGGGAUGUGCUGCUUCCAGGUUAGAAGAUGAGGAGGCUGUCAAGAUGUGCCGGGACAGGAGGGACUUCAUCAAGCAAGCACUGGAGCAGCGCAACCGUUUUGCAACAUCGCACAUCGCCUACAUCGAGUCCUUGAAACGUGUUUCGAAGGCCCUGCAGCGGUUCGUUGCUGGAGAUGAUAUCCAUGAGUUGAUCUUUGAUCCAUUAAUUUCUCCAGUCAAGCAGCAGAAGCCAGAGAUGCUCGGCCUUCCUUACGGUUCAUAUGAGAAGAGGACAGUGCAUGUUGCAAAGUACUUGAGGUCAGAAUCAAACCCAUCCGUGUCAGUGGAAGAGGCUCCAAGGCCUGUGGAAACAGUCCGUAUCGAGUCGCAUUACCCCAUGGAUAGCUAUGGUGGCACGGAUAGAUUUUAUGCGACGAAUUCCUCGCCGAUGAGGCCGUCUGCUUACUACACAUCUUAUGACAGGCCAAGCUACCUACCUCCAUCACCCCGGGAACCAGUGAGGAACUCUUCUUAUUAUAUGCCACCUUAUGAAAGGCCAAGUUACACAUCUCCUUCACCCCAGGAGCCAAUGGGGACAUCUUAUUACACAUCUCAUGACAGGCCAAUCUACACAUCUGCUUCACCCCAGGAACCAACAAGGACAUCUUAUUACACACCUUAUGACAGGACAAGCUACAUGUCUCCUUCACCCCAGGAACCAAUGAGAACUUCUUAUUAUUCGUCUCAUGACAGGCCAAGGUACCCACCUCCGUCACCACAGGAACCGGAAUCAUCACAGUGGGACUCCUUCUGGAACCCAUUCUCGUCGCUGGACAGCUAUCCGUAUCCGCGCCCUCGGAGUAGCUAUGACAAUGUGGUCACUGACGAUGAAUUGGCACGGUUACAACGGGUGAGAGAGGAGGAAGGAAUCCCAGAACUCGAAGAGGAAGAUGAUGAGUGUCAAGAACCUGAGCAAAUGCAGAACAAACAAGAGGAGGAGCAAGAACAAGAAUCUGACGAGGACGAUGAUGAGGAAGAAGACGAAGACGAGGAAUGUGAGCAUUCAGAUGAUCAAAGAUGCAUGGCCUCUAUGGAGGGUGCUCGCCCAGGGAAUUCCGAAGUCAAUGUAAAGCAAGAAACAAAGGGAUUUCAAUCCAAAGGUAUUCAGUGCGCAGAAGUACUUGAACCCCGUAACGCAGUGGAUGUUGAGAUCAAGACACGUAAGAAAGAACCGACGAGGAACAAAGUAGCAAAUCCAGAAGAAACACCAGCUGGUUAUACUGUCUAUGUAAACCGAAGGCCAGCAAGUCUGGUCGAGGCCAUGGAACACAUUGACAGUCAGUUCUUGGGUAUUUGCAAUGCUGCUCAGGAAGUCUCGCGGAUGUUGGAGGCAAGUAGAGCUCAAUACACAGCCUCAAGCGAUCUUUCUGUAAAGAUGCUAAACCCAGUUGCACUUUUGCGCUCUGCAUCAACCCGGUCAUCAUCUUCCCGGUUCCUUCUUGCUUCCUCUAACUCAAUAGAUGAUCUCUUUGACAAUGACACAAGCAGCUGUUACUCUGAAGAAUCUUGCAGCACAAUGUCUGGAAGUCACCACUCCACUCUGGAUAGAUUGUAUACAUGGGAGAAGAAAUUAUACAAAGAAGUAAAGGUGGGUGAGCGGUUAAGAAUAGAGUACGAGAAGAGGAUGACACAUUUGAGGAACCAGGAUGUGAGAGGGGAGGAGCCUUCCUCUGUCGACAAGACUCGUGCAGCAUUGAGAAGCCUACAGACUCGGAUGAAGGUGUCAAUACACACUGUUCAGUCAAUCUCAAGAAGGAUUGAAGUUCUAAGAGACGAGGAAUUGCAUCCUCAACUUUUGGAACUGAUCCAAGGGCUUUCCCGGAUGUGGCGAGCCAUGGCAGAGCGGCACAAGGCACAGAAGAGCACCAUCGACGACGCCAAGCUCCUCUUCCUCCACCACCAACAACGCGCAUCCUCCGCCGUGGCUCUCGUCCCUCCUACUGCGGAAUCAACGGCGCCGCCGCCUCCGGCGGCCGUGGCGCUCGAGCUCGAGGUCCGGGCCUGGCGGGGGGCGCUGGACACGUGGUUGUCGGCGCAGCGCGCCUACGCGCGCGCCCUGGCCUCGUGGGCGCGCCGGUGCCUGGGCGCUCCGGGCGCGGCCACCGCGGUGGCGGCGCCGCCGCGGCCGCCGGCGGCGUUCGUGGCGUGCAUGGAGUGGGGCCGCGCGGCGGAGGCGGCGUCGGAGGCGCGGGCGAUGGACGCGCUGGACUUCUUCGUGGCGGGCGUCGGGUCGGUGUGCGCGGGCGCCGCCAUGGGAGGCGUGGGCGUGGAGGGCGGCAUGGCGGGGCGCGUGCUCUGCGCCGGCACGGCCGCCGUCACCGGCGCCCUGGCCGAGCUCGCGGCGGCAUCGGCGGACGCCUACGACGCCGCCGCCGCCGCCGCGUCGGCGCCGGAGGGGAGCGCGGCACAACCGCCGCAGCGCUAGAAAAACAAAAAACAAAAAGAAUAUCCAUUGUAGCUAGCUAGGAAGAGUCUCCUAGGAAGACGAAGCAUGGAAUUGCAGUCACAUACUCACAUGUGGAGUUCUAGUUUUUCUCUUUUCCUUUUUUUGGCAGUAGAUUUUUACAUGGCUGGUAUAUUGUGACUGAUGAUUGCUCCGGUUUAUUAUAACCUGUUUAUAUGCUAUGUCCAAGCCUGGUUCUUGAUAAUGUGAUUAUUUUCAAUGAU